GGGACAUUGAUUAUUUUUAAUAACGUAGAAUUAAUCUUACGUAGCAAAGCAACGCAUUAAUUUACGGAUGAAUAAAUAGCGCUACAAUCCAUCCGUACAGUCAAUUCUUUGAUAUUCUUUUAUCGAUCAAUCCGAAAAAAGUUGAAAAUUUAUUUACUUUUUUUUGUAAGAAAAAUGAGUAAAGUAUAUUUUUGUGUGCUUGCGUUAGCUUUUCUAUUUUCUGAAUUAUCAAAUGUAGAAGCUAAAAUGACACUUAGUCAAAUGAAAUCAGUAGCUAAACCAUGGAGUAAAAGUUGUGCUUCGAAAGUAGGAAUGGAUGAUGAUUUAGUAGCAGCUCAUAGAAGAGGAGAAUUCCCAGAAGAUGAAAAAUUGAUGUGUUAUCUUUUAUGCCAGACUAAAAUGAGUAAAAUUAUGGAUGCAAAUGAUAAAAUUGAUUUAGUUACUGUUCUAAAUCAACUUUCAACAGUUGGAGAACCAGCAAAUGUGGAAAGAAUGAUGACAGCUUUUGAAACUUGCUUAGGAAAAAUGACAGCUACUGAACCUUGUCGGCUGGCAUAUGACUACUCAAAAUGCUAUUACGAAGUUGAUGCAGAGGUAUUACUUUAUUAUAAUUAG
Molecule: messenger RNA, 615 nt
Organism: Cotesia congregata
Lineage: Eukaryota; Metazoa; Arthropoda; Insecta; Hymenoptera; Braconidae
Source: the annotation of a GenBank genome assembly